AUGACUACCCGAUCGUCGGUCGCUCGGGGAUCGCCAGCGAACCCACACCGAACCGACACCGAGUCCAUUGUUCCUCCCGCCACUAUCUACGACGGAAGUAGCAGCCCGGAGAACAAUUCUCAGGACCGGACUUCCCAACUUAGCGAGCACCUCGCUGAGGUCGAACGCCUCGAAACCCUUCAUGCGUUGCUUACCCGAAAGAAGGAACUCGAGGAAGCAAUCGGCCAAAUAACCGAGAAAUCGUUGUCGGAUCGCCAUCGACGCUCUUCCUCUACAUCAUCUGAUCGAGGACGAGCUUCCGGAGAAAUCAAAAUCGAAGUUGCAAUUUUUAAAGCACACUACAGUAUACAACAACGCCAAACCUGGCUCAAUGACCUCCAAGACAUGUUCGCAGGCGCACCCCGCAAAUAUGGAUCGGACGAGAGAAAGAUCCUUGGUGCCACCAACUGCAUGAGUUCUGACUGUCGCGAAAGAUGGCGACACUAUGUCGAAGAGAAGGCGGAGCCCCAGCGAACCGCUUACAAAACGACAUGGGAACUAUUCGAGAAAUGGACUCUUACGUUACUACACAAUUCGGCCACACUACAAGCCGACAUCGCUACCUCUUUACAAGAGGCCCGGCAAGGUCCGAAUCAAAGUCCAAGCGAUUUUAAUUCCUACCUCCUCUCGCUCGAAAGACAUUUCGAAGCACCGUCGGAGGAUCAACGGGCACUUAACUUCUUCACUAAGUUACAGCUUCGCCUCCGAUCACGUAUCCAGAAUGCUAUGCUUCAUUUGCCUAAAAAUCGGGACGAGAUGGUAUCGACAGCGAUGCACUAUUGGAACCUCAUUCAAACGGAGUCGGGAACAAAGGACUACCCUCCCCGCUCAACAAACAAAAGACAUCACUCCCCUGACCAACAGGGAUAUCGAAAACGGACUAACUUCAACGGGCCAUCCUCCAACUUUGGUCGGGGCCGAGGAUGGAACCGUGGAAGCUUCCGAGGACGAGGUGGUGACCGAAACCCAAACACUAAACCAUAUUCAAACCGGCGUGAAUUCGGCGCAAAGCCGCAUGAUCGCCAGCGAAACGAUAAUACAACUCCACAAAAACCAUACAGCUGUUUCACCUGCGGGUCAACAGACCACUGGAAGGACCAGUGCCCCCAAAAUUCGACUAAGGUUCAGUCGGCACCAGCGCAUUCGGGAAAAGCCAGAGGCCGCCUAUAUAUCCCAAUUACCGUACGGGGCGACAUCGAAACGCAUGCGGAUCUCGAUAGCGGAGCCGAGGUUGACAUCGUCAGUCAUCAAUUUGCUCAGCAAUACGGACUCCGUCGCGCACCACUCACCGGCGUCAUUAUCUCAGCUAUCAAUCGAAGGUCAACACCUACUUAUGGGGUGUGGAUAGUCCCUAUCACGGCGACCGACUCGCGGGGGACUACUCGCACCUUCGAAAGGCGUUGUCUAGCUAUCGAUCGAGACCCUCGCCUCGAAGGAAGCCCGGUUCUCCUAUCUAUGACAACGGUGCGAGAUGAACACGUCGACUUUUCGCCACAUAAACGCCAGUGGUGGUAUGUCGCACCGUCAUACUCGAUAGCCACCCCAUAUCAAUUUGUAAAGGAAUGCCGGAACCACGCGUACGUGUAUGCGGUGGUAAAGCUUCCUGAGGAAGUGUGGCUUCCAGGAGACAACCAAGAAUACCCCGCCUCACGUGAGGAGGGUCUCCCUAGCGAAUUACUAGCGUACCGCGACGUAUUCGCUCCCGAAAAUGCCAAGACCCUACCACCUCAGAAAGCAACAGACCAUACUAUCGAGCUAAAAGACGGCGAAACGCCGCCGUAUGGCCCAAUUUACCCUCUCUCUCAGACAGAACUUCGAGAGCUUCGGUCCUACCUAGAUGAAAACCUUGACAAUGGUCGGAUCCGACCCUCGAAAAGUCCAGCAGGGGCCCCUAUCCUAUUUGUUCCAAAGAAGGAUGGCAGUCUACGUCUCUGUGUAGACUAUCGGGGAUUAAAUAAGGUCUCAGUCAAAAACCGGUAUCCCCUUCCUCUCAUCUCGGAGAUCCUCGAUCGACUCGCUGGCGCGCAGUUCUUUAGCAAAAUUGAUAUACAAGAUGCGUACUAUCGGAUCAGGAUCCGUGAAGGAGAAGAGUGGAAAACAGCCUUUCGCACUCGCUAUGGCCAUUUCGAGUAUACAGUCAUGCCGUUUGGUCUUACGAAUGCACCAGCCACUUUUCAGAAUUAUAUUCACACGGCGUUAAGAGGGCUUCUCGAUGUCGUUUGUGUGGCGUAUCUCGAUGAUAUCCUGAUCUUCUCGCCGGACCGCGAGGCCCACACAGAGCAUAUUUGUCAAGUGCUACAGAGGUUACGACAGGCACAGCUAUACGCGAAACCUGCAAAAUGCACCUUCUACCAAGACCAGGUUGAAUUCCUAGGAUUCGUGGUGUCUAGGAAUGGCAUAUCAAUGGAUAGACAGCGCGUCGACGCUAUCGCUUCAUGGGAAAUCCCAAAAAGCUACCAUGAAAUCCAAGUAUUCCUAGGAUUCUGCAACUUUUAUCGACGAUUUAUCCAAGGGUAUAGCCUGAUUGCAUUACCUCUAACCUCCCUGCUUCGAGGAAGUAAGAAUGGCAAGAAGCCUGGUAAUGUCUUGCUCUCCGACGAAGAAACGCAAGCGUUUCACCGGCUUCUCAAUGCAUUCCAAGAAGCCCCAGUGCUCCAGCAUUUUGAUCCACAAAAACGGAUCCGUAUCGAAUCUGAUGCAUCAAACCUUGGGAUGGCUGGAAUCCUCUCGCAGCCAGACGCUAGCGGGACAUGGCACCCCGUAGCGUACUGGUCAAAGAAAUUUAUUGGCGCGGAGCUCCGUUAUGCGACGCCAGAUCAAGAGCUUUUCGCUAUCGUUUAUUCGUUUAAACAAUGGAGGCACUACCUAGAGGGUAGCAAGUAUCCCGUCGAGGUGCUUUCAGACCAUGCUAAUCUCCAGACAUUUAUGAAGCAGCCUAAGCUUAACGGCAGACAGGCAAGGUGGCUUAUGUUUUUAACUCCGUUCGAGUUCACUAUAAAGCAUCGCGCUGGGAAGACCAAUCCCGCGGAUGGCUUAUCAAGGAAACCAAAUGCCAGUCGGGUUGCGCCCGCAGCUGAACUUACGACCCCGAUCCAAGAGCGCUUCGCUAGCGAUCAGGGGGUGAAUGUACAGCAAAUUGCUGUCAAAGAAAUGAAUACCGGUCAGGAUGUGCCUGCAACCAAGGCCAGCCAGGAUGUGCCUACGACUGAGCUUAGCGAGCCCGGGACGCCGGAGCUUAGCAAGAAGAGAGAUAGCCGUCGAGCAUCUCUGCACCGUCGAGUGCUGAUACGCCGUCGAGCGUCUAUUAAGGGAGAGAAACGCCGUCGAGCUUCUCUGUACCAUCGAGUACCUCUGCGCUACCCAGCGUACCGCCGUCGUGCGUCCCGUGAAAAAGUCGUUAGUCACCGCUGCAUGGUUUUGCCCCUAGUCUUAGAAGAAGACGCCAUGACAGUUCGCACCGCUGAGGGAGAUCGUGCGAUCACCCAGCGGGAGGUUGAGCGCGCCUGUGUGGUUGAACAAGUCUACGGGCUAGACGCCACGACAGAAUUGAAGACCUUAAUUGGGCGAAUACAGGGUGAGGACCCUGAGGCAAGGCGUCGAAUCGUCGGAGUCUCAGAGGCAAGGCGUGGAAACGUCGGAGUCUCACAAGCCAAGCGUGGGACCACGGGUUGGUCAGUUCAGGAAUUGAACUCCACGACUGAUUUAAAGUCCCAGAUCGGACAGGAACAGGGCGGAGACCCAGAGACCCGCCGUCGUAUCACCGACGUUAAGCUAGAAAAGCGCGGGAACCAUGGAUGGCUAGUCGACCAUGAAGGCCUCCUUAGAUACCAAAAUAGGUUGUACAUCCCCAUAAGAAAUGGCCUACGUCAGAAACUGCUAAAUAUCUACCAUGAUGAUCCACUCGCAGGACAUUUCGGUCGAACUCGCACCACCGAGUUACUAAAACGCAAAUUCCAUUGGGUUAACUUGCAAAAGGACGUGGCCCAAUACGUCAAAGAAUGCGCAGUAUGCCAAGGGGCAGCCACACCAAGGCAUCGACCUUAUGGCGAACUACAGUCGCUACCGAUUCCCCAGCGACCCUUCAGCGAUCUAGCAAUGGACUUUAUCACCCACUUGCCACAGACAAUUUACAAGGACAACACCGUCGACGCGAUCUUAGUUAUCGUGGAUAGAUUUUCAAAAUACGCCGUCUUCCUACCCGUUUCAUCUACAAUUGAUGCUGUGCAACUAGCUGAAUUGUUUCACCAAGAAAUCGAACUCCGAUUUGGCCCGCCAAAUAGCAUAGUUUCAGACCGAGGAUCAGUCUUUACUAGCAAAUUCUGGUCUAAACUCUGCUACCAAAGCCAUGUCAAAUUGAGAUUUUCGACAGCGUUUCACCCGCAGACCGACGGCCAAACGGAAAGGAUGAACCAAGUACUCGAGAGCUACCUUCGAUGCUUCGUCAAUACGGAACAAACCAAUUGGCCAGUCCUCCUCCCUACAGCCCAAUUUGCCACCAAUAAUGCUAUAAACUCAACCACAGGGUUUACACCUUUCAAAGCACUUUACGGUUAUGACCCAAACUUCCAAUUGCGCGCCGAGGACGGCGCUUCCAGGGAGGAAGUCCCAGCAACUACAGCACGACUAGAAAAGUUGCAAAAGCUACGAGAAAGGCUUCAAGAAGCAUGGCGAAAAGCAAGCGAAUCGCAGGCGAAACACUACAAUAAACGCCACGAACCUAUACAGUUCCGAAGGGGACAAUUAGUUGCACUAUCAACCCGCAAUCUCCGAAUAAAGAACCCAUCAAGAAAACUUGCCCCAAACUUCAUUGGACCUUUCCGGAUCCUUGACAAAGUUGGAAAGCAGGCGUACCGGCUAGCAUUACCCGAGCAAUACUCUCGUCUACACAAUGUCUUCCCUGUCUCUUUACUCCAAGAAUGGCAUCAGCGAAACGAUAGUGAAACCCUACCUAUGCCAGAGCUAGAAGAUGAUGAUGAGUGGGAGGUUGAGGAGGUCCGGGGUGAAAAGAAGUUCCAGAAUGAACUACACUACUUGGUUAAAUGGAAAGGAUGGCCCUCCGAGUACAAUCAAUGGGUACCACUCUCGGACAUGGGGAAUGCUAGAGGUAUUAUCGCAAAGUUCCAGAAGCAAAAGAAAAGGUCGAAUUGA
Molecule: messenger RNA, 5187 nt
Organism: Penicillium arizonense
Lineage: Eukaryota; Fungi; Ascomycota; Eurotiomycetes; Eurotiales; Aspergillaceae
Exons: 2
Coding region: 1-5187 (1728 amino acids)
Biological process (GO): DNA integration
Molecular function (GO): nucleic acid binding; zinc ion binding
Source: RefSeq, a predicted model, not a curated record